GUCGUCGACGACAUUGUCUUUGCGAAGUUUGUACAUUUCGCGAGAAAUUAUCUUUCAAUUUUUUGCGCAAUUUUCCUGAAUUUUAGUCGUCGCUUUUGAUGUUAGUUUUUGUGUUGAACAAAUUGAAGACGUUUAAAAAAGUGUGUACGAAAGUAAAUUUCGCAUCGAAACAUACAAGUUACAUUAUUUGAAACGCAUUCUGCAUUUUAAAUUAAUUUAAAACGAAUUAACAUCGAUAGAAGUGCAUUUUGAAUUUUAAUCGAGUGAAAAUAAAAUUCAAUUGAAAUUCGAAUGAAAGAAUAAAGAAUUAAAAUGCCCUUAUCUAAGAACAAAUAAUCGCCGAACGAUUCGAGCGUACACUAGCGCGUGGUGAAAACAGAUACUACCGGGAUUGGUAUCGAAGUGUUAUUCGGAAUUAUGAGCCAGUUUUUAUGUAGUGGUGGUGGUGAUAAGAAGAUGGCAACAGAAAGUAAGGGUUCUUUGCUGGCGAAAUCCGUCUCAAAACACGCUGGAAGAGCGAAAGAAAAGAUAUUACAGAAUUUAGGUAAAGUCGAUCGAACUGCCGAUGAGAUAUUUGACGAACACUUACAGAACUUCACAAAACAACAGAAUGCCGCCACACGUUUACAAAAAGAAUUCAAUAAUUAUAUUAGAUGCGUUAGAGCAAUGCAAGCGGCUAGUAAAUCGUUAAUGGAUUCUUUGAAUGAAAUGUACGAAAGUGGAUGGCUCGGACAUGAACUAUUAUAUACGCAAAGUCAGAAUGUUGAAAUGCUAUGGAACGAUUUCAGUCAUAAAUUGGGCGACCAAGUGCUCAUACCAAUGAAUACGUAUCAAGCACAGUUUCCGGAAAUGAGAAAAAAAAUAGAAAAACGAGGUCGUAAACUAGUCGAUUACGAUAGUCAAAGGCACAACGCUCAAGCAAUCCAAGCUUCGGCGAAUUCGGCCAAAAAAAAAGACGAAGCUAAGGCAGCCAAAGCUCGCGAACAACUAGAAGAAGCGAAACGCACGUACGAAUUGUUGAACAGCGAAUUACACGACGAAUUACCCGCCCUGUACGAUUCUCGAGUUUUAUUCUUGGUUACGAAUCUGCAAACGUAUUUCGCCGCCGAACAAAUUUUCCACGCUGAAACAUCAAAAGUAUUCGCCGAAUUAGAAGCAAUUGUAGAUCGUUUAGCAACCGAUAGUCAAAGGGCAACUUAUUCACUGAAGAGGUUACAAUCGCCUAAAUCAAUAACCAAUCAUACAAACGCCAAAUUAACCAGCCCGACUAGUUCACAUACGUCAGUAAACGAAGAUUCGUCGCCUUCCGAUGACAUAUCUUCUUCAGCUACUGAUAAAAAGAAAGAUUCAUACGAUCCUCCGGCGUAUUCUGAGCCUGCUUAUGCGAACGCCAAUGGCAAUGUUGAUCAUUCGGAGAACUCGAGUACGAGAUGUAACAACAAUUCGCCGCCUAGUAAUGGUAAAUCCAAGUCAAGUAAUGAUGUCGAUUCUAAUGCAUCGACUACGACUACCACGAAUUCUGUUUCAAAUACAACGAAUGGUACGAGCGUGGCUGUCACAGGAGCUAUCGUUAAAAAUGGUAAUAAUAUAUACAGAAAUAAUUACGGUGGUGGGUUAAAUGAACAACUCUAUUCUAUACCGACAGGUGCUAAUACCGAUAAUCUCCCGCCUGGAGUGUUGUAUAAAGUAAAAGCUACUUAUAAAUAUACUCAAGAAGAUACUGACGAACUUUCUUUCGAUGUUGGUGAGAUCAUUCGAGUUGUAGAAUAUGAUGAUCCUGAAGAACAAGAAGAAGGAUGGCUAAUGGGUGUCAAAGAGUCGAAUGGUGAAAAAGGAAUGUUUCCGGCUAAUUUCACCAAACCUCUGUAAAAUUAUAAUUUGCUUUUUAUCGAAAAAGACGACCUUCGGUUUUGAAAUUGAAUUUUGCUCAACGACCAAGGUCUUUUUUCAGCGUGUUAGCUCGAGAAAGAGAUCGUAAAAUAGUAAAUGCAUUUUUUAGUAAAAAAAAUUCAUAAUUUAUCUCAAGGUACCUAAUUAUUAUUACGUAGUAGCGUGUAAUCUGCUGGCAAAUGGUGCAUAACUACAAUCGAAAAAACCCUCUAGCGACAAAAUAUAUCGGCGGCAAGCGUAGAUUCAUUUUUCUUUCGCUCCUUAAGUCAAAUAUUCUUUUCAUUUUUGUACUUAAAUCAAUUUUUACUGUAUUUAUUUGUACGAAAAAAAAUUUUGUAUGCCGUUUUUAUGAUGAUUUUUUGUGAAAUAAAACGCUUUAUUGAAAGAUUUUUUUUGUAUAGUUACCGAUCAAAAUUAUGGCGGCAGCUGAAUAAAUGUUGAUAACAACGUUUAAACGGUGAACUUAUUAAAAUACAGGGUAAAAGUAAUUUAAUGUUUUUUAAUUAAACAUAAUUACCUAAUUUAUUUAUUAUUAAUAUUCGCUUACGAGAACAUUUUUUUUAAAAUUUUGCAUCGUAAUUUUUACUUUGAUAAAAUCCCAACAAACGAAUUUGUAAACUUAUAUAUUUUUACUAAUCGACUUAGGCUUAUCGAAAUUUGUGUAUUCAGUAUUUGUUUUAUUCUUUUAUUUAUUUACGAGUAUUUUGUAUAAAUUAUUAUUUUAAAAUCGUCAUUCGAGUAUUAAUGAAACUUUUUAACGUUGUUAAUUUGGUGAACGACUUGUUGCCAUAAGAUUUUAAAAUUGUAUUUAAUUUUUAGCCUGUAAGUGUAUCCUCUUGAUUGAUUGAGAAUUAUGAAACAAGUGGUUUUAAUGUCAUUUAUUUUAUGUGAUUAGACUGUUAACAUUUUAAAUUAAAGAUUUCUCUCCAGUGUCGUA
Molecule: messenger RNA, 2827 nt
Organism: Planococcus citri (citrus mealybug)
Lineage: Eukaryota; Metazoa; Arthropoda; Insecta; Hemiptera; Pseudococcidae
Gene: Amph
Product: amphiphysin
Exons: 9
Coding region: 418-1869 (483 amino acids)
Cellular component (GO): cytoplasm; plasma membrane
Molecular function (GO): phospholipid binding; protein binding
Source: RefSeq, a predicted model, not a curated record